AUGGGUUCAUACACAGUGGGCGAGGGCGAGGAGUGGCAGCGGCUGCGCAGCCUCCUGGGCCGGCACCUGCUGCGGCCCCGCGCGGCCCAGGCCUACGCGGGCGCCCUGGACGCYGUGGUGACCGACCUGCUGCGGCGCCUGCAGCGCCAGCGCGACCGCCACCCCCAGCACCUCGUCCCCGACGUGGCCACCGAGUUCUACAAGUUUGGUCUGGAAGGCAUCUCCUCGGUGCUCUUCGGCUCGCGCCUGGGCUGCCUGGAGCCGGAGGUGCCGCGGGACACGGAGACCUUCAUCCGCUCCAUCAACACCAUGUUCGUGAUGACGCUGCUCACCAUGGCCAUGCCCCGCGCGCUGCACCGCCUCUUCCCCAAGCCCUGGAGGACCUUCUGCGAGGCCUGGGACUACAUGUUCGCCUUCGCCAAGGGCCACGUGGACCGGCGCGUGGCCGAGGCGGCCGAGCGGCUCUCGCGGGGCGACGCGGCCCCGGCUCCCUUCCUCACGGACCAGCUGGCGCGGGAGAAGGUGCCCAUGAAGGUCAUCUACGGCAACGUCACCGAGCUGCUGCUGGCCGGCGUGGACACGAUCUCCAGCACCCUGUCCUGGAGCCUGUACGAGCUGGCGCGGCACCCCGGGGUGCAGGCCGCGCUGCACCGUGAGAUCGCGGCGGCGGCGGGCGACGGCGCCGCGGCCCCCUCGCCCGCCCAGCUCGCCCGCAUGCCCCUGCUCAAGGCCGUGGUGAAGGAGACGCUCAGGCUGUACCCCGUCAUCCCUGGCAACGGCCGCGUCAUCGCGGACCGCGACAUCCGCGUGGGAGACUACGUGAUCCCCCGCAAGACCCUCAUCACGCUGUGUCACUACGCGACGUCCCGCGACGGGCGCCUCUUCCCGGCGCCGGAGGCGUUCCGGCCGGAGCGCUGGCUGCGCCGUGCGCCCGCCCGCCACCCCUUCGCCUCGCUGCCCUUCGGCGUGGGCAAGCGCAGCUGCGUGGGCCGCCGCCUCGCCGAGCUCGAGAUCCACCUGGCGCUGGCGCAGAUCCUGCGGUGCUUCGAGGUGCAGCCCGAGCCCGGCGGGCGCCCGGUGCAGCCCAUGACGCGGACGCUGCUGGUGCCGGCGGCCGACAUCAACCUGCGCUUCCUGAGCCGCUGAGCGGCCCCCCCGACCCUGCGCUCCCCCCAGACCCUAUUUAUUGCUUGCAUGGGGACACCC
Nothoprocta perdicaria is the source of this 1206-nucleotide messenger RNA. Its product is annotated as 25-hydroxyvitamin D-1 alpha hydroxylase, mitochondrial. The record is from RefSeq and is a predicted model, not a curated record. Gene Ontology annotation, cellular component: mitochondrial inner membrane. NCBI's taxonomy places the organism in Eukaryota, Metazoa, Chordata, Aves, Tinamiformes, Tinamidae. Bases 1 to 1146 code for a protein of 381 amino acids. Gene Ontology annotation, biological process: cortisol metabolic process; cellular response to peptide hormone stimulus; C21-steroid hormone biosynthetic process. The transcript is spliced from 8 exons. Gene Ontology annotation, molecular function: iron ion binding; oxidoreductase activity, acting on paired donors, with incorporation or reduction of molecular oxygen; heme binding.